This is a messenger RNA of Caenorhabditis bovis, 1389 nucleotides long. The record is from the annotation of a GenBank genome assembly. NCBI's taxonomy places the organism in Eukaryota, Metazoa, Nematoda, Chromadorea, Rhabditida, Rhabditidae.
AUGGAACAGCUCAAAUGCCACGUCAAGCAGUACGCGUGGGGCAAGUUCGGUGAGGAUAGCGAGGUGGCGCGACUCUUCGCCGAUGGCCACGAGCAAUUCCGAAUUGAGCAGGAGGAGCCGUAUGCUGAGUUAUGGAUGGGAACUCAUCCGGAUGGUCCAGCGCAGCUCAAAAAAUGUUCCACAAAACUUUCAACACACUUGGCCAAAAAUCCAUCAUCAUUGACGAAUAAUAAUUCUGCCAAAAAUAUUCAUUUGCCAUUUAUUAUGAAAAUUAUGUCGAUCAGAACCACACUUUCACUUCAAGUUCAUCCAACAAAAGAGCAAGCCAAACGAUUGCACGAACGAGAUCCGAUAAAUUAUCCCGAUAGAAACCAUAAGCCAGAAUUAGCGUAUGCUUUAACAAGAUUUGAGCUUCUUUGUGGAUUUCGGCCAGCUCCAGAGAUUAUCGAAAAUCUUCAGACGUUCCCAUCAUUCAGGUUACUCAUGGGAGGCGACAGAUUGGCAGGAAAGUUGGAAAGCUGCAUCCAACAGUUCCCAGCAAACUCUUUGAAGUGUCGACAGGCAUUGGCGGCCUCAUUCCGGUACAUGAUGAUGGUUAAAGCAAAAGACGUCAAGAUUCUGGUGAACGAGCUGCUCGAUGAUCUCGAUAAUGGACUCCGCGGUGCACUUCAAGAAAACACGGUAGAAGUGAUUCGGAAGAUGUCGUUCGAUUUUCCCAACGAUAUCGGCAUCUUCUCUCCGCUAUUUCUCAAUCACAUGAUUCUCGAACCGGGUCAAUGCUGCUAUUAUGCUGCCGAAGAGCUUCAUGCUUACCUCAGCGGCGAAUGCGUUGAAUGCGUCGGUUGCUCGAACAACACAAUUCGCGCGGCAAUGACGCCAAAGUACAUCGAUCGGGAUGCACUCUGCGAGGUGCUGAAUUACAAAAUGACAGAGCCACACAAGUAUCUCGUCGAGCCGACGAAGUUGACAUCGUGCGUCGCCGAAUACGCACCAGACUGUAAAGAUUUCCAAUUGCACAAAAUCAAUGUGUCAAAAAAUGUGGAACGUGAAGAAGCGGCACUUCCAUCCCUCGAUUGUGCUUCCAUUCUAGUCAUUGUUAGUGGAAAAGCUGUUGUAGAAGAGACGACGCCCAACGAGGAAUUGGUUAGCAAAUAUAAAGUAAAACGAGGAGACAUAUUUUAUAUACCAUCAAGGCAGAAUGUCAGAUUUGUCGAUUGCGAAUCGGAUAUCGAAGCUUAUAGGACAUUCAGCUACGAAAUCGGACCAGAUCAUGAAUCGCGCAUAGUGUUCCCAGCGAAAACCAGCGAGAUCACCGAAUGCUCAGCCGAAGUCUCCGACACUCCCGAUAAGAUGUUCAAGCUAGAAUCCGAAAUUGACACCUAUGCUUAG